AUGCAUCUUUCACAUAUUUUCGGUUGGAAUUCUGCUUCAGAAGCAAAGUCCGAAUAUGUUGGUGCAGGAUUUGAUUCCGAGGUUCAGCAUGGUCGCCGCCGGACACCGCGGUUUGCUCGCACCCGGACUUAUUUGUUGAAGGUCGUUUUGCCAAUCGGCAUUUUCAUCUUCGUCACAGCAACAAUAUUAAGUAGCUUGUUCCCAUCAGAAGCAGUCUGGCUGCUGAACGGCGGCAAAUCAGAACGAGCCAUAUCUCGGUCUCAGCUCGAAGACCUCGAGCCUCCCAGUCAUGUGGAUGCAGGUGGUUCAAGGCGAUUGAGGCUGUUCAUGCCGGCCGAUGGACCCAACAUCAACCUCUGCAAGACCAUCAUGUCAGCUGUUGCCCUCGGCUACCCGAUGCCUACUCUUCUCAACUGGAAUGGAGAGUUCAACAGACCUGACUGGCACUUUGCUGGCUCGCACAUUGCCAAGUUGGAGUCUUUACUAGCAGUCAUCGAUAAUAUUUAUGAGGAAGAUGAGGAUGUUAAUGAAAACGAUCUGGCUCUUCUGGUCGACGCCUAUGACAUAUGGUUUCAGCUCCCGCCGUCUGUCCUGAUCGAGCGUUUCCACAAGCUCAACCGCGACGCAGACGCCCGUGUCGCGAAAGAAUGGGACGAGCACGGCUUCAAAGACGAGUUCCCGAUUCCGCCUCCGAAACAGAACAUCAUCGUCACCACCGCAAAAGACUGCCAACCGGACUGGGAGUCUGGGUCGAACCCACGCUAUGAGUAUUGGCCGGACUCGCCUCUACCAUCCGACUUUUACGGCGAGGGCACAGAUGAAAUUAUUCCGUAUGUCUUCGACUCAGCUCGAAAGUACAAAAAGAUUCGACCCAGAUGCGUCAACAGCGGCAUGAUCAUGGGUACUAUUGGGGCUUUGAGAGGUGCUCUGCAGAAGGCCAAAGACAAGGUAGACAGGACUGCCAUGAACGGCAGACAGCUCUGGAGCGACCAAGCCUUGUUCGCUGAGGUCAUAGGAGACCAGGAGAUGUGGCGAUACUGGAUGAGAGGAUUAGUGUCGACAUGGAACGGAACCGCAUCGCACGACAACCCGAGGAGGUUGCCGGCCGAAGUACGACAACUCGCAGACGAGGCACUGGACGGAGAGAGCUUCGAGUUCGGAAUCGGUUUGGACUACGAAUUCGCCACAAUACCGCCUACCUGCUCAUCCGAAGACGACGGCUUCUUCGUGAAGCUGAAUGACGCCGAGGCCGUGAAGAAGGAAUCGGAAAAGGCGGGCGUGCCGGACGGUGUAAGAGUCAAGGGCAUCCCGUCUGAGUUGAAGGACGCAGACGGACCUCUUCCCGGGCUCGGCUCAAGCUGGGGUAAUGUGCCUUUAUACACCGACUUCUUCUUCGGCACCUCGCCCGUUGGCAUCCAUCACAACGCCUACGUCUUUGGCCUCAAGCCGUGGCGACUCGAACACUGGUGGAGCAUGACUUGGUUCUACCCGUACUUGCGGGGAUUGGUCACGAACGCUCUGCGAUCCAACAGAAAGCUCACUCCCCUGGCAAGGUUGUCCAUAGACGGCGAUGAAGGAAGUGAGAUGGUAUACUGGGCUUCGAAGGAGAGCGAGAGCGAAAAGAGGGUGAUGGUGUUUGAUGGAUCGAACGAGAAGGAGAGGUUUGCGCCUAUUAGUUGGGAUGGGGUUUGUCAAAAGGGGAGUACGAAGUGGUAUGAUGUGCUUUUUGGAGAUAAUGAAGGGCCAUUGGAGGCCUGA
Molecule: messenger RNA, 1758 nt
Organism: Colletotrichum karsti
Lineage: Eukaryota; Fungi; Ascomycota; Sordariomycetes; Glomerellales; Glomerellaceae
Exons: 2
Coding region: 1-1758 (585 amino acids)
Source: RefSeq, a predicted model, not a curated record